Molecule: messenger RNA, 1894 nt
Organism: Aspergillus caelatus
Lineage: Eukaryota; Fungi; Ascomycota; Eurotiomycetes; Eurotiales; Aspergillaceae
Gene: rtt106
Product: putative negative regulator of DNA transposition (Rtt106)
Exons: 4
Coding region: 252-1625 (457 amino acids)
Molecular function (GO): histone binding; nucleosome binding
Source: RefSeq, a predicted model, not a curated record
GAAGCAACAUGGUCAGAUCGGGAUGUCUCUGAAGAGCCAAUAGGACUAAUGAUUGAUCACUAUAAAGCCCCCCGGUUGCGUUUGGACUAUCUUUGGUCGACAGCCGCCAGGGGAGUGGUUCGCAAUCUCUCUUUUCCAUCUCUCCGCGCCCGAAGUUUCCAUCCCCCAUUUCUCUCUUCAACCUCCACGCAGCCCCAUUCCUCAAGACAUCCUGUUCGGCUUUGUUAACCUGGGGCUGCUCUUUCCCAAAUAUGGCAUUCGCCGCAAUAAAUUCAUCGGCUACCAAAAAGAUUCCAGCCAUUGAAGAUGCUUUCGCCGCCGAAACUUCUUUGAAGAAGCGAGUCUACGAUGCGAUCGUGACUACCCCACAAUAUAUACCUCUCUUCGAGGACAUUGCCAAAUAUACCUCGAGCCUGCUGGUCAGGAAUGCGAGCGCCCCCGUUCAGCCUGUAGAGACGCAUACAAACGGCCCUGCGGCGAAGAAGCGAAAGCUACAGAAUGGAGAUACUGCAGGACAGGCGCAAUCGUCAGGCGAUUUGAAAGCCGAUGCGCCCUUACAAUUCUAUAUGCAGGAUGUUUCCUUCGCUGUUCCACAACGGAAAAAGCUUACACUCGAAAUUACGGCCGGGCGCGGUUUUCUUCGCGCAAGGAAUCAGACAUCGAAGGUAGUGGAGUUUGGCAUCCACGUGGACAAAAUACAACAUGUCCUUUGCCUUCCUGUUCCGGAAAAGAAUCAGAAGCAGUUCAACUUCUGUAUUAUCCCUCAAUAUGGCGAUGGCAUAAAUUCACCACCGGAGGGCGAAACUGCCCCCGAGGCGAUGGUGUGGACGGUCAACGACGGCCCUCCCAAGGCGGCAUUCUCGGGCAAUGGAGAACAGAUGGGAAAUAACGAUGGCGAAACAGCUGAGAAUGUUGUUAGGCAAAUGCUGAAUGAGAACCUAUUGCAGACAAAGGUGGUACGUCCAGAUGAGAGGGAAUUUGUCAGUGCCAUGCCUGAAGCGCAUCGGAAGGGAGAAAAAGCGUAUCAUGUCAAGGCCUUCCGUGGCAGUAAGGAAGGCUAUCUCUUCUUCUUAUCCACAGGCAUACUAUUUGGAUUCAAGAAGCCCCUAGUCUUUUUUGCUUUCGAGAACAUCGACUCGAUCUCAUACACUUCUGUGCUCCAGCGAACCUUCAACCUUAACAUUGUGGCUCGGCCUACUUCGAGUGAUGAAACGCAAGAACUGGAGUUUUCUAUGAUCGAUCAGGCGGACUUUGCCGGUAUCGAUGCUUACAUCAAGAAGCACGGUCUACAAGAUGCUAGCCUUGCAGAGGCCCGACGUGCGAAGAGAUAUAAUAUUAAUGGAGCGAAGAUUGGGGAGGAAGGUGCUAUAGAUGCAGAGGGUCCUGUUGAGGAAGAAAGCGAGUUGCAAAAGGCGCAACGCGAGCUAGACGACGAGGAUGACGAGGAUGAAGAAGACUAUGAUCCCGGCAGCGAUGAUAGUAAUGAUGGUAGUGGUUCCAGCAGCGAGGAAGACUCCGAUGAGGACGGUGAUGAUGAUGAGGAGGAGGGGGAGGAAGAAGGGCGAGACGUUCUCGCAGAUGAGCUUGGAAGCGAGGCAGAGAAUGUUCCUGCUGACCAGCAGUGAUGGAAUACUUGUCAUACUUAAAGCACUGUACGAAAUACCGGACGCUUCAUGGUUGCGAUGUCAUAUUCAUCUCGGUGUAUUGAUCCUCUGCACGUAAGACCAGUCAAGCGUAGGUUGUUGAUGUUUCAUCUUGACCACCUUCGGCUUAUAUUUUUCAUCUCUCACUCUUCGUCCAGCAUGUAUCGAUGUGACACUCUACAGAUAGACCACAACUUCAGCAGCGCCCCUGCAGGAAACCAUGCACAUACAUCAUAAUCAGAUGUGAGGCC